AAAAUUAGUUAUAAAUAAACCAUAUGACUUGGUAAUAAACAGCAAUAGUCCUAGUGUAAAGGCAAGUGUUCAAAUGGAAAUACGGAGGAUGUUACCAAAUUUAAUCAAUUCAAACUUAUAUCAUGAAUUUUAUUUUGUUCAUCGGCUAGAUUAUGUAACAAGUGGGGUAAUGUGUAUUGCAUUAAAUAAACAGUCAGCUAGAGCUGCUUCAACAUCUUUUCAAAAAAGGACGGUAGAAAAAUAUUAUUUAGCUCUUGUCCAUGGUCAUAUUAAUAAGCCUUCAAUGAUAAUUAAUGUACUUAUUGGAAAUGAUCUCAGAGAAGUAAAUGGAAACCGUAAAAUGUGUACAAUUGAUAAUAACUUUUGUAAAAAACCACAGAAAUCAUGUACUGCAUUGUUAGUUCUUGAAAAAGGUUAUAGAAAUAAGGAAGCAGUUACUAAAAUUUUAUUGUACCCUGUAACUGGAAGAAGACAUCAACUGAGAGUACACUGUACACAUAUAGGACAUAUAAUUGUAGGAGAUUAUACUUACAGUGAAAAAACUGAUACUGAACCUUAUAGAACUUUUCUUCAUGCAUUAAGAUUAACAAUAAAUAAUACUGUGGAAUAUUUAGAUGUAAGAUCAGUUGAUCCAUUUACUUCAUCUAAUUCCCAAAAUCAGUGGAAACCAUCAAAAAUUUUACGAAUUUUAGAUGAAAGUGCAUUUUCUGAUAUAAAAGAACUUACUUUAAAUACUUAAAAAAAAAUUUUUUUUAUGUAUUUU
Ceratosolen solmsi marchali is the source of this 763-nucleotide messenger RNA. Its product is annotated as RNA pseudouridylate synthase domain-containing protein 1. The transcript has 5 exons. The record is from RefSeq and is a predicted model, not a curated record. Gene Ontology annotation, molecular function: RNA binding; pseudouridine synthase activity. Bases 74 to 739 code for a protein of 221 amino acids. Lineage: Eukaryota; Metazoa; Arthropoda; Insecta; Hymenoptera; Agaonidae. Gene Ontology annotation, biological process: enzyme-directed rRNA pseudouridine synthesis.